AUGUCGGAAUGGCUUAACUAUGAGGAGUUCCGAAACUUCCCGCUAAACUCCAGAGUUUUUGUGGGGAAUCCUGCAGGCAGGCCAAUUUUUUUCCCUUGCUCCGGGGUGAGCCCAGCCCCGGAUUUUUGGUAUAAAAGGCCCAAUGUUUGCCAUGGAAAACUGCAAAAUAAAAUGACUCCUCCUACUGCAGUGGAAUCUUCUAUCAACUUUGGUGGUCACCCCACCAUAAAAACUACUCAGGAUCCAUUAGUUAAGCAAUUAUCUUUGGUUAAUGACACAAUUAUUCGUCAUAAUGCUCCUCCACCAACUCUUUACGAAGAUGGUUUGUUGGAAAAGGGAACCACUAUUUCAUCUACUGGUGCCUUGAUGGCUUAUUCUGGUAAGAAGACCGGUAGAUCUCCCAAGGAUAAGAGAAUUGUCGAAGAAGAGACCUCCAGUGAACACAUUUGGUGGGGUCCAGUCAACAAGCAAGUUGACGAAUUGACAUGGAAAAUUUCCAGAUCAAGAGCAUUGGAUUACUUGAGAACCAGAGAAAAGUUGUUCGUUGUGGACGCUUUUGCCGGAUGGGAUCCAAGAUACAGAAUCAAGGUGAGAAUUAUUUGUGCUAGAGCUUACCAUGCCUUGUUCAUGACCAAUAUGUUGAUCAGACCAACUCCCGAGGAAUUGAAGAACUUUGGUGAGCCGGAUUUCACCGUUUACAACGCUGGUCAAUUUCCUGCCAACGAGCACACCAAGGGUAUGACUUCGUCUACUUCUGUGGAAAUCAACUUUAAGGCCAUGGAGAUGGUGAUCUUGGGUACUGAGUACGCUGGAGAAAUGAAGAAGGGUAUUUUCACGGUGAUGUUCUACUUGAUGCCUAUCAAGCACAAGGUUUUGACUUUGCACUCCUCUUGUAACCAGGGUAACGAAAAGGGUGAUGUUACCUUGUUCUUCGGAUUAUCUGGUACUGGUAAGACCACCCUUUCUACCGAUCCUAACAGAAAAUUGAUCGGAGACGAUGAGCACUGUUGGUCCGAUAACGGUGUGUUCAACAUUGAAGGUGGAUGUUACGCCAAAUGUUUGGACUUGUCUGCUGAGAAGGAACCCGAAAUUUUCAACUCGAUCAAGUUUGGUGCGAUUUUGGAAAAUGCCGUUUACGACCAUGAAACCAAGGUUGUUGACUACACCAACUCCACCAUCACUGAAAACACCAGAUGUGCAUACCCAAUUGACUUUAUUCCUUCUGCCAAGAUUCCAUGUUUGGCUGAUACUCACCCAACCAACAUUGUGUUGUUAACAUGUGAUGCUUCCGGUGUCUUGCCUCCAGUGUCCAAGUUGACCAAUGCCCAAGUUAUGUACCACUUCAUUUCUGGAUACACCUCGAAGAUGGCAGGUACCGAAGAGGGAGUCACUGAGCCUCAAGCAACUUUUUCAGCUUGUUUCGGUCAACCUUUCUUGGUUUUGCACCCAAUGAAAUACGCUCAACAAUUGUCUGACAAGAUCAGUCAACACAAGGCCAAUGCUUGGUUGUUGAACACUGGAUGGGUCGGAGCGUCUGCUGCUCGCGGUGGAAAGAGAUGCUCAUUGAAGUACACCAGAGCCAUCUUGGAUGCUAUCCACUCUGGUGAAUUGAACAAGGUUGAGUAUGAGACUUUCCCAACCUUUAACUUGCAUGUUCCAAAAUCGUGCCCUAACGUUCCUUCUGAGAUCUUGAACCCCACCAAGGCUUGGACUGAGGGAGAGUCUGCUUUCAACAAGGAGGUCGAGACUUUGGCUGGCAAGUUUGUGGAGAACUUUACGAAGUACGCUGACCAAGCUACCACCGAGGUCAAGGCCGCUGGUCCACAGUUGUAA
Messenger RNA from Meyerozyma guilliermondii ATCC 6260, 1833 nucleotides. It is a transcript of the gene PCK1, whose product is annotated as phosphoenolpyruvate carboxykinase. Gene Ontology annotation, cellular component: cytosol. Gene Ontology annotation, biological process: gluconeogenesis. Lineage: Eukaryota; Fungi; Ascomycota; Pichiomycetes; Serinales; Debaryomycetaceae. The transcript has a single exon. The record is from RefSeq and is a predicted model, not a curated record. The coding region runs from base 1 to 1833 and encodes 610 amino acids. Gene Ontology annotation, molecular function: phosphoenolpyruvate carboxykinase (ATP) activity; ATP binding.